Messenger RNA from Ustilago hordei, 1296 nucleotides. RefSeq lists its product as uncharacterized. The coding region runs from base 1 to 1296 and encodes 431 amino acids. The record is from RefSeq and is a predicted model, not a curated record. Gene Ontology annotation, biological process: protein peptidyl-prolyl isomerization. Gene Ontology annotation, molecular function: peptidyl-prolyl cis-trans isomerase activity. NCBI's taxonomy places the organism in Eukaryota, Fungi, Basidiomycota, Ustilaginomycetes, Ustilaginales, Ustilaginaceae. The transcript has a single exon. Gene Ontology annotation, cellular component: catalytic step 2 spliceosome.
AUGGCAUCUCAAUACAUCACAGAACCACCAACAUCGGGACUGGUGACUCUAACGACAUCAAAAGGAGAGAUCGACAUCGAACUGUUCUCACGCGAAACACCUCUAGCCUGCCGCAACUUCCUCACUCUCGCACUCGAAGGCUACUACGACAAUCUCAUCUUCCACCGUCUCCUACCUGGCUUCAUCAUCCAAUCUGGCGACCCAUCUGGAACUGGAAACUAUGGAGAGAGUAUCUAUGGAAAACCAUUCGCAAUCGAACCCCACUCUCGACUCAAGUUCAAUCGAAGAGGCUUACUCGCUAUGGCUGCCCAAGACAAACAAAACGAAUCACAAUUCUUCCUCACACUUGACGCUACACCUGAACUUCAAGCAAAACAUACUUUGAUCGGCCGCGUAGUGGGAAAGUGUAUCUACAAUCUUCUCGAACUAGCCGAGGGUGUUGAGUUGGAUGGUGACAGACCCAGAUACCCUCCCAAACUGCUCGAGGUCAAGGUUUUGCAGAAUCCCUUCGAUGAUCUUAGGCCGAGAAUGACCAAAGAUCAGAAGAGAGAGAUGGAAAGGAAGGAGAGGCAGGAAGCGAGGAAGAGGAAGCAAGAUGAGCAGAGGAUCAACAAAGGAAAGGGAAAGAAGAAUAUAAAGCUUUUGUCGUUUGGUGACGAGGAGGAGGGAGAGGCAGCGCAAGGUGUUGUGCUGAAGGGCCCAAAGAGCUCGCAUGACUUAUUGAAAGAUGAUAGAAAGCUUUCAAAGCAGCCUAUCAACGUCGAAAAGCAGAGGAAGCAGCAAGAUCAAACAAAAGCAACUUCUUCUAUCAAUACAUCAACACUGCAGCAACCACAAUCACAUCUACCGCAAGCAACAAAGAAAGACAAUCUCAAAAAGCAAAACACUCUUAGUCCUCUUAACAUCAACGAGACCCAAGCAAACGGCAACACCCCCUCAAAAACAGCAGCAGCAAGAUCACUCCUCUGGGAACAAAGAUGCAAAUACCUAAACGCCAAAGCUCGCCCUUGCACCAAAACAGACGACUCACUAUCAGCUCUACUGUCAUUCCAAUCUCGUCUACACACUGCGACAUCUACUUGCAAGACACCUAUCAGAAAACAAGCGCGCAACCAAGAUGCAAAAGCCGAACAAGUAGAAAAGGAAUACGGAUCAAGCGAUGACGAUCUCAAUUGGCAAGAACACAAACUUGAUGCUGGUGGAAAAGCUCUACUUGCUACGAAAGCGCAUAACUCAGACAACUACCAAGUCUUAGAUCCCCGCCAGCACAAACCCGACAUCAGAGAGGAAAGAUAA